AAGGACUGCAGGGGCUUGUCUUCUGUCCAUCCAUGUCCACAGAAGCUCGUGACUCUGUUGCUCUCCUCUUCCUCCUCAGUCCUCACGUCGACCCUCUCCCUCCUGAACAGCUCGUUGCUCAUUGAUCACAGCCUACCUGGCAGGUGUGUUCGCUGUGCUGUGGUGGGAAACGGGGGCAUUCUCAGAGGUUCGCGACAGGGGAAGAACAUUGACAGCCAUGACUUCAUCUUCAGGAUGAACGGAGUAGUGAUAAAAGGGUUUGAGGAAGAUGUGGGGACAAAGAUCUCCUUCUACGGUUUAACCGCCAACACCUUAAAGAACUCCCUGAGCAGGUACUGGUCUGACGGCUUCACCAAAGUCCCCCAGAGUCCAGAGAUCAAGUACAUCUUCAUUCCAUCAAACCUCAGAGAUUAUGUGAUGAUGGAGGCUGCUAUUCAGGGCAGGACCAUCCACAUAGGCAGCGACGAGGGAGACAGCCCCAACAACUACUUUGGCCACAAACCUGCUGAAAACUUCAAGAUGCUCCACCCGGAGUUUAUUUCCUACGUCACACACAGCUUUCUCUCAUCCCACCUGAUGACCAACAUCACGACCUCUGACCUCUACAUGCUGAGCACCGGAGCUCUGAUGCUGCUGACUGCAUUACACACCUGUGACCAAGUUUCUGCUUACGGAUUCAUCACCAGGAACCAUGCUGCAUUCUCUGAUCAUUACUACGACUCUGAAAUGAGGCCUUUGAGGUUCUUCGCCAACCACGAUCUGCAGAUGGAGGGCCACCUGUGGGAGGCACUGCACCUCCGGAGGAUCCUCAGGUUGUACCAGAGGGGAGGAGAUAGCUGAUGGAGGCGGGGGAGAGGACAGAACUAAACGACGAGGGUCUGAAACCACUUAUUUAUUCUCUGUGAAUCCAUCUUUCCAAACUCUUCCCGAGCAGCUUGAGAGCUUCUAGAUAAACACGUCAAAAAAAAUGUUAGGAACGCAAACCAUCCAGGGUUUGAUGAUUGAACAUUUAAAUUGUUUACUAAAGACAAAUGAAAAGGUGUCAAAUUUAAGACCAGGAAACAAGUCUGAUCCAUCCGUCCAUCCAUCCGUCCGUCCAUCCAUCCAUCCAUCCAUCCAUCCAUCCAUCCAUCCAUCUUUACUUAUUGGGUAAUGAAGGCAGCAGGUCCAGAUGGAAAGAGAUGUCAUACCCAUGAGGUCACCCUAUAGGUCCUCCCUGGCUUCCCAAGUGGUCUCCAGCUGGUGAGACCUCCAGAGGGAGCAGACCAGGAGUCACUCUAAUCGGAACGAUCUCAUCUGACUCGUUUCAGUCAGGAGGAUCAGCAGCUCUACUCUGUUCUCCCCAGAUGAUGGAGCCAACAUCAUUGCAGAUGAAAUCCUAAUCCAUCAUUCUGCCUCUCCUCCAGCCUGCCUUCACUCAGGAACAGAACACCAGAACUCCUCCACUGGAGGCGGAAACUCCCUCCCGGCCUGGAGGGAGAAAUAAAUCUUCUGAUGGAGAACCAGGACCUUAGACUGGAUUAUCUUUUAUUAUAGUUGUUCAAACACCUCAUGCUGCAUACACAUUUGUUUUUAUUCAUUUUGUAUUUUAAACUUAGUUUUGAAAUUGUGACUAAAUUUAGUGUUUCUUUACAAAUAUUUUAAUGUAGUAGAAGGUGAGCUGUUCAGGGUUUAGUUCAGAUUUAUUUCACGUUUUAUCUCAGCGUCAUCAUUUAACGUGUCCAGUAAAACCAGUUUCAGCUGUUCCCACUUCGUAAUAUCUCUGUUCCUUCUCCAACAUUCUGAUGAUGAGGAUUAGUGAUGAAGAGUUCCCAUCCUUUCUGCAGUUUGAAAACAUUCAGCAGAACCGAGCAGAACCAGGCGUAAGGAACCUAAAACUAGCGUGUAUUAAAUCUGUAAAGGAAACGCUCACACAUACAGUUUGACUUGUAAAAUUAAGUUUUAUCAACAAAAAGGCUUUGAAGGAGCUCCUCUCCCAGGGUGAAUGUGGGUCACUGCAGUUUCAUAAAGAUUCUGCAGAAAAGGCUGAACACAGCAGGAAAAAGAUGGCUCGAAACUCCAAAAUAAAAGUCUGGUCAUUAACGAUAAAUAUGGCUUCUGGUAUGUGUCGAUCUGGAAAAGAGUCAAGCUUUAAUUUGUUCAUCAAGAGCUCAAAAGGAUUUGUCUCGAUCAUGUACAUUUAGGAAACAAUGUAGUACUAAAAUGUUAAAGUCCUACUAAACUUUAUUUUAAAAUAAAUGUUCUUAAAGCUGCUAAAGGAAAUUAUAGUUUAUUUUUGCAUUCAUGAACAGUUAUACUGUAUUUCCAAAGCUUAAAGAUAUGAGAAUUCUUCCUGCUGAAGGAAGUUGAAGAAGCUGUUUGUACCAGAAAUGAAAAGCAAUCCCCUCAAGUUUAUUCUUUUUAUUCGGUCGACUGAUCAAUGUAACACUUCUAUUUUACAGAAAUUGUACAUUUUUUCCUCAAAAACCGUUAAACUGAGCCUGAGAUCUGUGGACUCAGUGGUCUUCUUUACAAAGCAGCUGAAAACUCACAUGUUCAGGCUGGCUUCUGUGUGCCCUUCAUCACCACCCUCUCCUUAUUCUGCUCUUUCUAACAAUUACAACUUUCCCUGGAUCCACUGAUUUCCCUCUCUUAUUCAUCUUCUUUCUCCCAUUCUUUACAUUUUUAAUCACAUUUUUUUUCCUAAUUAAAAAAUCUUUUUAAUUGUUCUUGUGAA
Messenger RNA from Nothobranchius furzeri (turquoise killifish), 2716 nucleotides. NCBI's taxonomy places the organism in Eukaryota, Metazoa, Chordata, Actinopteri, Cyprinodontiformes, Nothobranchiidae. The record is from RefSeq and is a predicted model, not a curated record.